Messenger RNA from Botrytis fragariae, 2037 nucleotides. RefSeq names its product putative g protein-coupled receptor : ste3 (pheromone receptor) sequence protein. Gene Ontology annotation, molecular function: mating-type a-factor pheromone receptor activity. Gene Ontology annotation, cellular component: membrane. Gene Ontology annotation, biological process: G protein-coupled receptor signaling pathway. Bases 1 to 2037 code for a protein of 678 amino acids. Lineage: Eukaryota; Fungi; Ascomycota; Leotiomycetes; Helotiales; Sclerotiniaceae. The transcript has 3 exons. The record is from RefSeq and is a predicted model, not a curated record.
AUGUCCGCGAUCAUAAGUACAGGACCUGACUCACCAGGAGUAAAUUACCCCAUCUCUGCCAAUGCCAUUACACUCCCAAUAUUCUCGAUAAUCUUUAUACUACUUCUCAUCGUUCCAUUCCGACUCCUCUACCGCGUCAGCAAUAUAGCCGCCUGCUCUCUCGUCAUAAUAAACAUGAUUUCUCUAAUUUUUGUCGCCAUGAAUGCUCUCAUUUGGCCUACCGACUCCCUCGCCUCUCGAUUCUCUGGUCAUGUAGUCUGCGAUAUUCAAGUACUGAUCCGUCAAGCCCUCUACACAGCUAUGACCUCAACAACAUGUUGCAUAUCUUUGUUCCUAGCAAGAGCGGUCAAUACGGAUAAUGCGUGUAUGCAUGAAACUCGGGCGAUGAAAAGAAGAAGAGUAGCGAAAGAUUGUGCUUUUUGUUUUACAAUUCCGAUCUUACAAGUAGCGCUACAUUACACAAUACAAACUAACAGGUUCAUGGUUAUGACAAUUUAUGGAUGUGUGGAUGCGACAGAUUUGAGUUCGCCAAGUAUCGUUAUUCUGCAUAUUUGGCCACUCAUUUUUGCAUGUAUGAAUUGUUAUUUUGCUUUUCUAGUGAUUUAUCGUCUCCGCCGGCAUCGCACAAAUUUUACCAGUACUCUUUCCUCUUCCUCUUCGGGACUCAGUCCUCGCCGCUUCUUUAAACUUUUUUCAAUGUCCCUCAUAAUUCUCUUGAUAUAUUUUCCAGUCGUCAUAUAUUAUUUCUAUCUUAAUGUCAGCUGGCCUUUACAUGCAUAUUCUUGGUCAUAUAUCCAUGAUCCUUCAUAUUGGCACUCGAUAGUCUUUUGGAGGAUUGUAGAUGCACCGAAAGGUAUGCAAUAUGAUGCAUGGAAUUGGGUUGCUUUAGCUUUUUUAAUUGUGGUAUUCUGGGGUUGUAAUAGUGAGGGAUUGGAGAUUUAUAGAAGGGGGCUAAAUAAAUUGGGGUUGGCGAGGUGUUGGCCGAGAUUGAGGAUGAGUACGCAUGAAAGAAAGGCGGAGAAGAUGGAGAGGGAUAGUAGGAUAGGAAUAAGUAGUGGAAGUGUUAAUGGGAGUUGGGCAGGUAAAUUUGAUUUGAUUACUAAGACUAUUCAUUAUUUCGAGGAUCAGGAGGCGAAGAGUAGGAAACACAGCGUGGCUACCACGACUACGUUGGGCGAUGAAGUAACGAAUACCACAAGCCGCAAGCCUUCUCAUACCCCAGCCUAUGACUCCGUCAACUCCAGUAACUCGGCUUGUAACUCCCACAAUACAACCGGCUACAAUCCAUCGCUCCACAAACCUUCCAACGCGACAACCUUCGAAACUAUAAUCGAGAAAGAGACUUCCAUCUCAUCUACAUCUACUACUUGUGACAAUUCAGAUGCUAUCUCCCCGCUUCCGAGGAUGCUGGGCCCAAAUAAUGCCAACUCGCAUUUUCCAGAUCAUGAGUUAGGGGGGAGGGAGGAUACAAUCCCGCCGCCCACUUCAACAAGGAUGUGGGGAAUCUUUAGAAAACAUCUCAAUCCACUUUCUCUAGCUUCUUCAUUUGUCUAUGGCAAGAAAGCAAAUAGUCAGGACUCAAAUGCUCGUUAUCAUUCACACUCCAAAUCAAACUCAGCAGUCCAUCCAAACGCAAAUCUAGACCCAACCAUCGCAAAUCAGAAUUCAACACAUACAACGCAAAUAUGGGCUGCUGGUGCUCUACAAGACCCGAAUGAUUUACAUAAAGGAUCAAAUGCAGGGCUAUCGGUUACUGGGGACUCGACUAAAUCUUUGCGUGAUUAUGCAAAUGAGGAAGAACAUGAUCAACAUGACCUUCUUGCGAAACCAAAACCGGGAACUAGAGCUUAUAGGGAGAGAGAAAGACGAGAAAUGAUUUCCGAGAGGCAAGAGAGAAAGAAGGUAAUGGAGAAGAAGAUAAGUGGGCCGGAUGAGCAGGGAAAUAAGAACAGAGGCAGAGUAGGCGAGGGAUUGAAUGUUGAACGGACUUUUGAUAUUGUGGAAGAAAGAAAUAUUGGAAGAGCGAGUGGUUCUUGA